Sparassis crispa is the source of this 357-nucleotide messenger RNA. RefSeq lists its product as hypothetical. The transcript has a single exon. NCBI's taxonomy places the organism in Eukaryota, Fungi, Basidiomycota, Agaricomycetes, Polyporales, Sparassidaceae. The record is from RefSeq and is a predicted model, not a curated record. Bases 1 to 357 code for a protein of 118 amino acids.
AUGAAUGUCAAGUCGGCAUUCUUGCAUGGUGAUCUUGAUGAAGAGAUUUACAUGAACAUCCUACUGAGUUUCUGCAAGGACAACAAGCUCAUCUGGAGACUUAACAAGGCCCUCUAUGGUCUUAAGCAGGCUGGGCAUGAGUGGUACAAGAAAAUCUGUGCUGAUUUUGAGGCACUCGAGUUCACCCGCUGCAACUUGGUCCACAGCAUGUUCUACAAGAAUGACAAUGGUACCCUUCUUGUUAUCGCAAUCUAUGUUGAUGACAUGCUCAUCCUCUCUGACAACCCUGCUGCUGUCAACACCCUCAAGGAUGAUUUUAAGCCUUGCUUCGAGAUGACUGACCUUGGUGAAGCAUGA